Colletotrichum gloeosporioides is the source of this 1914-nucleotide messenger RNA. RefSeq lists its product as uncharacterized. Gene Ontology annotation, cellular component: nucleus. Gene Ontology annotation, biological process: DNA-templated transcription; regulation of DNA-templated transcription. The record is from RefSeq and is a predicted model, not a curated record. Bases 1 to 1914 code for a protein of 637 amino acids. Lineage: Eukaryota; Fungi; Ascomycota; Sordariomycetes; Glomerellales; Glomerellaceae. The transcript is spliced from 7 exons. Gene Ontology annotation, molecular function: DNA binding; zinc ion binding; DNA-binding transcription factor activity, RNA polymerase II-specific.
AUGCCGUUCACCUGCGACCAUGACGGCUGCGGCCGCUCCUAUCUGCGCAAAGAGCACCUCACGCGUCACAAAAAGGAGCACGCGGCUACACCAUCUUUUUGCUGCCCGUCAUGCGGUACAAAAUUUACAAGAGGGCAUAUGGUUCUCCACGGCCCGACUGCCCCGCCAACACGCGUAGCACAAGCCUGCGUCCCGUGCCAUCGCACAAAGACAAGAUGCGAUGGUCAGCAACCCGCCUGUUCGACGUGCAACGAUAAGGGGAGAUCGUGCGAGUGGCCGCAGCCGCGCGGCAAGCAACCAUCGCCAGGACGAGCGGUGGGAUCGUCCCCUUCUACUGGCUCUAGCAUGCUGGCUGCCUGCAUGGCGCCUUCGAAUCCCGCCAUCAUGCCGGACCCCUUGACAACGGGCAUGUCGCCCACCGGCUUGCUUACGCAGACUAUCAUGCCACCGGCACCGAUGACGAUGACCGAUACAUUCGACUUUGCGCCUGGAUCGAUGUUGGAUGAGGGCAUGAGGAUGCAGUUGCAGAGAGUCUACUUUGACCACUUCCAUCCCCAGUGGCCGAUGCUGCACAGGGAGACGUUCGAGUCCACGAUGCAGCCUAAGCUGCUGAUGCAGGCCGUCAUCACCGUUGGACUAUGGUUUGCCUCGGCACCGGGGUCGAGAGAUCUCGCCAUCAGGUUCCACGACCACCUCUUAGUAGAGGUAGGCAACAGAAUCCUCGAACUAUUAGAACAAUCAAGAAGGGGCAUGCUGUCCCCUCGAGUAGAUUUGCUACCAGUCUUCCAAGCUAUGCUGAUUUCAACAAUCUUGGUGCCGUACCGGGCAGACAAAACGAUGGAGAACGUGAUGAUGACGCACGCAAUGCUCCUGGAGACGUUCAAAGCGACGGGCAUCUACGACCAGUCGAAGAUUAACGCAGCUUCGCAGCUAUGUGGAAAUAGUGGAUAUCCUUGGGUUUUCCGGGAAUCAUAUCAGCGUCUUGCCGUUUUUCAAUUCAAACUACAUUUGAUACUUCAAGCAGUCUUUAUUACGAUAUACCCCGCGCUCCGAAUAUCCCGAAACGCAGAGCCAGCCAUGCUCAGAGUCAAGGUGCCGAUGCCGCUGAUGAUGUGGGACGGCCCAGCGGCGCAGUGGUUCGGCAUGAUACCGACAGACCCCGAACUCCUCGACGACGGCGAAGAUGACGUUUUGAUAAUCAGCAGAAUGUGCGACAAGGCCGUGAUGAUGAUGGACAACAAGCCGCUGCUCCCGCUCCUCUCCUGGGACCGGUGCCUGGGAAUGGCCAUUUGGUGCUGGUGCAUGAAGCACACGGAGAGCGACAGAGAGUUCAUUGAGAACAUCAAACCAUUUGUACUAGAGCCGUUAAAAGGGACGGGCACGGAACCUUCGUUCAACAUGGCCGAGGGUAUCAAUUGGACCCGUGUGCUACAACUGGUCAACCUUGCUGGAGCGGCACACCUCGUAGGAUAUCAAUAUGGCAGCGAUAAACUCGCCAUGCACAGCAUCGUGCAGCUCCGAGAUAAGGACCUAAUCACCGAGCUUUGGUUCCGAGGGUGGGACUUCGGCCGGAAGUACGGCCCCACAAUGGUGACCGGCACGGCGGCCGUUUUCGGUUUCCUUGCUUGGAAAGAUGGCACCGAAAGCCCUGCCUUUAUCUACAACCUCGCCGCGGCUGUCCUUAUGGGGUCCGUGGCGCCAUACACCCAGUUCAGGGUGUUUCCCGUCAACGACAAGCUCCUCGCCGAACACGAACGAAUCGUCAACCCCAAGAAAAAUGAUAGUUCCAGCGGUGGCGCUAGCCUUGAGGAAGUUCGCGGAUGGGCUGCCGAUUGGAAGAGACUGGAUAUUCACAGGCAAAUACUGGAGGCUUUUGCCGUUGUGGCGGGUAUUAUUGCAGCUUCAAAAUCGUAA